AUGGAUAAUGUUCUAAAGUAUAAAAACUUCAAAAAAACUAGGAACAUGAAACCUGCUCGCUUGGUGGGAUGGAUACUUGCAGUUUUUACCGUACAUGCAGCAUCUCCGGCGAAGGUCCCAUUGAUGAUGGGUACAGAUCCCCAUGUUAGCUCGGAGCUUCUCGAGGCUUCAUUUAGAUGUAAAAUUUCCAGGGACAGUAAGUCUUUGGUUGAUAGAGUUUAUACUAAGCCUCCAGAGGAGAUAAAUGCUCUAAUUAUUGAGAUGCUGAAGGAAAAUCGGGGUUUUACUGGAGAGCAGGACUUCUGGAGGUUUGUUAGCGAACACAGCUUUAUACCAGAAGCAGAGCUCAUUUUUGCAAAGGAUGAUGAGGACCUUUUGCAAGACAUUCCAUCAGAGGAGCCGGGUUACAUAGCAGAACUUGAUAAAAUCUUAGUCAACAGUGGUCCUUUGUGCCAAGACCAUACAUACAACCAGAAGCUAGAAAAUCUGCUUAGGGUUGCAAGACAACUUAAUAGUGAAUGGAAGAAUAUUUAUGUAAAGCAGCGUGAUUUGGAUGAGGGGAAUCACACAACCAUGAUAAAAGUCGAAAACCCAUUCAUUAUUCCUGGAGACCGAUUUAAAGAGGCCUAUUAUUGGGAUAGCUAUUGGGUUAUAGAAGGUUUGGUUAGAAACGGCAUGCAGAAAGUCGCCAAGGGUAUGGUUGAAAACUUCAUAUCUUUAAUAGAAAAUAUUGGUUUUAUUCCUAAUGGGCUUAGGAAAUACUAUCUAAAUAGAAGCCAGCCUCCUUAUUUUCCCCAGAUGCUUUUUACACUUUAUAGACACCUUCCAUGGGAAGAAAUAGAAGAUGUAAUAAAAAGAGGACUAAAUGCUGCAGUUGUUGAGCAUGAGUUUUUCAUGAGGGAAAAAUCAGAAAAUGUUGUAAAGGACGGAAAGACACACAUUCUCAAUGUUUACAAGGUCAGGGACACCACUCCAAGAGCAGAGUCUUAUAGCGAGGAUAGGAUGACGACUGAGGAAAACAAGGCCAGAGAAGAGAAAUAUAGAAGAAGAAGUGAAGAGAUUUAUUCCGAGCUCAAGGCUGGAGCAGAGUCUGGAUGGGAUUUUUCAACUAGAUGGUUAGGACUGCAUGGGCAGCUUGAUUCCAUAAGGACUUCCAGAAGGAUCCCUGCAGAUCUGAAUGCAAUGAUGUAUGCUAAUGAGUGUAUAAUUUCAAAGUUAUAUGAAAUAGUUGAAGGCAAGGAUUCAAGGAACUCUCAGGAUUUCAAGAGGAAAAGUGAGGAGAGAAUCGAUGCAAUCAAUAGCGUCUUGUGGUGCGAUCGAGAAGGUGUAUGGAAUGAUUAUGACAUAGAUACCAAAGAACACACGUCGUCUGGCUUUUAUGCCUCAAACAUAAUGCCAAUGUGUUACGGGAUUAAACCUCCAGAAGGCAAAGACGUAACUGUCUACAACAUCCUGAAUAUGUUUGUAGAAGAUAUGUUCGGACAUCCUGGGGGAAUGCCGGUGAGUGGGGCUAAAAAUAAGAAUAGCACCUUGCAAUGGGAUUAUCCAAAUGUCUGGCCUCCACUCGUACAUGCAGUGGCAUUAUUCCUAGAGAGGAUAGGUGAGCGUGAAAUGGCAUUACACAUGGCCAAAUCUUUCUUGGAAAACAUAUCUAUCUCUACUUCUGUUGUUGAUGAAGAAAAGAGAGGAAUCUUUGAGAAGUACAGCUGUGAGAAUGCCGGAUGUCCUGGAUACAAAGGGGAGUAUAUGGCACAAAAAGGAUUUGGAUGGACCAAUGGAGUUGCUAUCCAUUUUCUAGAUAUUUUUGGUUUGGAAUUGAUUUCGAGCAAAACACAUGAAGAGUCAUACAAAGCCAUAAAGGUUUUGUUAUCAAUGAAAGUAAAUAGCAAAGAAAUUCCUGCAAAUCAUACGCCGGAAAGAUGCCUUCUUUUGGAAUGUUAG
Molecule: messenger RNA, 1941 nt
Organism: Encephalitozoon romaleae SJ-2008
Lineage: Eukaryota; Fungi; Microsporidia; Unikaryonidae
Product: alpha-alpha-trehalase precursor
Exons: 1
Coding region: 1-1941 (646 amino acids)
Biological process (GO): trehalose catabolic process
Molecular function (GO): alpha,alpha-trehalase activity
Source: RefSeq, a predicted model, not a curated record